This is a messenger RNA of Exophiala oligosperma, 258 nucleotides long. RefSeq lists its product as uncharacterized. The coding region runs from base 1 to 258 and encodes 85 amino acids. The record is from RefSeq and is a predicted model, not a curated record. NCBI's taxonomy places the organism in Eukaryota, Fungi, Ascomycota, Eurotiomycetes, Chaetothyriales, Herpotrichiellaceae. The transcript has 2 exons.
AUGAGGGACGAGCUGGGCCAACCCGCCAGGAGGUUCGAGGUUCACGAGCUGACGACCUUUGCUUCGUCAUCCAGCCUGGUGAAGUUACACGGCGAAGUCGGCUCGGAUAUGCAGGCGCUAGGUGGUCAGCCAAGAGAGGAACAGGUGUCCGGAACCCUCGAUGGGUCGGGAGGUGGAACCCGACUCAGUCACAGGAUGCCGGAAGGAUACGAGGUAAGGUCGGAGGCUCGGGCGAUUAAGGCGAUUCAGGUGGGCUAG